AUGGUUCUUCCAAAGCAGAUUGAACUGAUUUACGGCCUCUCAAGUAAACAUCAGCCCACAGAAUUUAGCAGCACUAAUGAUCCAAUAGUAACAGAACAAUGGAUCAAGUUAGUAGAGAAAGCUACUACUCUAUUUCCUAUGAUAGAUCAAGAGAAGAUCCGGUAUGCUACGUACCUGUUGAGAGGAGAUGCUAUGACAUGGUGGGAGCUUAUGGAGCAGACUCAAGAUACCACCACUCUCACUUGGUCAGGGUUCAAGAAAUUGUUUGAGGAGCAGUACCGGACAGCAGACAUGAUAUCCUCAAAACUACAAGAGUUUAUUAGUCUGCAACAAGGAUAUAUGAUGGUCAAAGAGUAUUCAAUCAAGUUCAACUCCUUGGCUAAGUUUGCACCCACACUAGUUAGUACAGUACAAACUCGAUUGGAGAGAUUUGUGGGUGAACUUCAUCCCACUAUCGCUAGAGAUGUUAUGUUGAGUCAUCAGCCCUCCCAAACAUAUAGUGAAGUACUCGCCAGAGCCAUCAGAAUAGAGGUGUGCUUAAGGAAGGAGACUAGAUUAGCUCUUCCCCUAACGGUGGCAAGUAGUCAUUUCCAGCUUGGCCAGUCCAGUAGUGCAGAACAAGUUGUUGGCAAAGAUGAUAAGGGUGAAGAUGAAUUGCCAAGUUUACCUCCAGAGAGGGAAGUGGGGUUUAGUAUAGAACUAGCCCCUGGUAUAGCCCCUAUUUCAAAGGCUCCUUAUUGCAUGGCCCCAACUGAGCUCCAAGAAUUGAAGAAGCAGUUAUAA
Pistacia vera is the source of this 783-nucleotide messenger RNA. RefSeq lists its product as uncharacterized. NCBI's taxonomy places the organism in Eukaryota, Viridiplantae, Streptophyta, Magnoliopsida, Sapindales, Anacardiaceae. The transcript is spliced from 2 exons. The record is from RefSeq and is a predicted model, not a curated record. The coding region runs from base 1 to 783 and encodes 260 amino acids.